UAUUUACACAUUCUUCAAGUGCGCCCAGAAUACCACCGAGCUUCACGAGAAAAAUUCAGAGAUAUCUUCGGAUCCUUGAAUCCUGCCUUUCGAUUCUCCACGUAACAAAGGCGAAUCGGAUCUAUCGAUGAUUCCGACAAGGAGAUUUUUUCUAUCUCCAUUUGUCGGAAUAACAGUGCUCGUCGUUCUCCUCGCUCUCUACUUCAGAUCUUCCUUCAGGUCUCCAUCCAACGAGAGGUUGUUCACCGCUGAAGAACUGGCAUUGUACAAUGGCACUGAUGAGAAGUUACCUAUUUGUUUAGGGAUUCUUGGAUCUGUGUUUGAUGUGACGAAAGGAAAGUCGCAUUAUGGCAGUGGAGGGGGUUACAACCAUUUUGCUGGAAGAGAUGCUUCCCGUGCGUUUGUGUCUGGGAAUUUCACAGGAGACGGACUCACAGAUUCAUUGCGUGGUUUAUCAAGCAGUGAGGUGAAGAGCGUUGUCGACUGGCGAGAUUUCUACAUCAGGACCUACACAUAUGUCGGAAAGCUUGUUGGCCGUUAUUACGAUAGCCAAGGAAAUCCCACUAAACAUCUGAAAGGAGUUGAAGCAAAAGCCUCGAGAGGGGCACAGCUCUUGGAGAAACAGAAGAUCGAAGAGGCUAAGCAACCUAACUGCAAUUCACAGUGGAGUCAAGAUGAAGGCGGGGAGGUCUGGUGUGAUGUUGGGGUGCCGAGGUUGGUGCAAAGACCUCUAGAAAUAGCGUUGACGGGUCAAAUGAGCAAACGCUGCGCUUGCUUUAAGGAAGACCAGCUCGAUCAGGCCGGUUUGGAAAUAUACAAAGGAUGUGACCCUCUUGCCAAGACAUGCAGGGUGUGACUGAAGGCUUUAAGAGAUGACAGAAGGAUGUCAUGCCAAAAACCAAUCUGGUAAUAAGCUAAGUUCCAUCUCUAAGCUUCUUUGAAGCCUUGUUACUACUGCAAAGAGCUAAUCGCAUGACCAGAAAAAGGAUAUAUACAUAUAUGUAUGUGUAUAUAUAUGUCUUUCUUGUUCAUUCUUGCAUUCUGCCAUAAUCAAUCACAGACUCCUCCUUCUACUUGUGGUAACUAAACUAACUAGCUAGCUAGUGUUAAGGUCUUGUCUUAAAUGGGAGUUGAUUCUUGUGGUUAGUUGGAGAGAGUAAAUGUCAAACAGCUAAAAAUGCAAAGCGAGUGAUUAUCCAAACA
This is a messenger RNA of Tarenaya hassleriana, 1203 nucleotides long. Its product is annotated as membrane-associated progesterone-binding protein 4. The coding region runs from base 128 to 856 and encodes 242 amino acids. The record is from RefSeq and is a predicted model, not a curated record. Lineage: Eukaryota; Viridiplantae; Streptophyta; Magnoliopsida; Brassicales; Cleomaceae. Gene Ontology annotation, cellular component: endomembrane system; membrane. The transcript has 8 exons.